AUGGAGCUCAGAGUGGGUAACAAAUAUCGACUCGGGAGAAAGAUAGGUAGCGGUUCUUUUGGAGACAUUUACCUUGGUGCCAACAUUGCCACUGGUGAGGAGGUAGCCAUCAAACUUGAAUGUGUAAAGACCAAACACCCUCAGUUGCACAUUGAGAGCAAGUUCUACAAGAUGAUGCAAGGAGGAGUGGGCAUUCCAUCGAUAAAGUGGUGUGGUGCAGAAGGUGACUAUAAUGUGAUGGUGAUGGAGCUUCUUGGUCCAAGUCUUGAGGAUCUUUUCAACUUUUGCUCCCGAAAGUUCAGCCUCAAAACGGUCCUGCUUUUGGCGGACCAAAUGAUAAGCCGUAUUGAGUACAUCCACUCCAAGAAUUUCAUUCACCGUGACGUAAAGCCAGACAACUUCUUAAUGGGGCUCGGCAAGAAGGGUAAUCUUGUGUACAUCAUCGACUUCGGCCUGGCAAAAAAAUACCGUGAUGCCCGCACACACCAGCACAUCCCCUACAGGGAGAACAAAAACCUCACAGGCACAGCACGCUAUGCUUCUAUCAACACCCAUCUUGGAAUUGAACAAUCCAGACGUGAUGACUUGGAGUCUCUUGGCUACGUCCUCAUGUAUUUCAACCUGGGAUCCUUACCCUGGCAAGGCCUUAAGGCUGCGACUAAGAGACAGAAGUAUGAACGAAUCAGUGAGAAGAAAAUGUCCACACCAAUUGAGGUUCUUUGCAAAGGAUACCCCUCGGAGUUCUCCACAUACCUGAAUUUCUGCCGAUCACUCCGAUUUGAUGACAAGCCAGAUUAUUCCUACUUACGACAGCUCUUCAGAAAUCUCUUCCACCGGCAGGGCUUCUCCUACGAUUAUGUCUUUGACUGGAAUAUGCUUAAAUUUGGGGCCACACGGACGACAGAAGAUGGAGACCGGGAGAGGAGGACUGGUGACGACAGGGAUGAUCGAAUUGGUGUUGCUCCCAGGGGUUCCGCAGCGCGAGGACUACCCCCAGGUCCUAACCCUGGACCAGCCAACAGAGUCAGAAACGGACCAGAACAGGCCAUCUCUAAUCCCGCUUCACGAGUCCAACAGUCUGGAAACACAUCGCCUCGUGCCAUUUCUCGUGCAGAAAGGGAAAGGAAGGUGAGCAUGCGACUCCAUCGUGGCGCUCCUGCUAAUGUGUCAUCCUCUGACCUGACGGCCCGUCAUGACCAAUCCAGGAUUUCCACAUCGCAGGUGAGCGUGCCAUUCGAGCACAUGGGAAAGUAA
Nerophis lumbriciformis (worm pipefish) is the source of this 1254-nucleotide messenger RNA. The record is from RefSeq and is a predicted model, not a curated record. NCBI's taxonomy places the organism in Eukaryota, Metazoa, Chordata, Actinopteri, Syngnathiformes, Syngnathidae.